Chanos chanos (milkfish) is the source of this 2086-nucleotide messenger RNA. RefSeq names its product 1-phosphatidylinositol phosphodiesterase. Lineage: Eukaryota; Metazoa; Chordata; Actinopteri; Gonorynchiformes; Chanidae. The transcript has 2 exons. Gene Ontology annotation, molecular function: phosphoric diester hydrolase activity. Gene Ontology annotation, biological process: lipid metabolic process. The record is from RefSeq and is a predicted model, not a curated record. The annotation marks the transcript as partial.
ACACACACUCUCGUUAUACUAAUCAGGGUAAACUGCCUCGUCAAGAGCGCCACUCAAACCACCAGUUACGAUGACACUCCCACACCAGAGUUCCUCAAUCCCGGUUGGAUGGCGUCCAUCCCCGACAGUAGACUCCUAUCUGAGGUCACCAUGCCUGGCACACACAACACCAUGGCUUUGUAUGGAGGCUCUCUGGCCCGGUGCAACUCUUGGUCCCUGGCCCAGCAGCUUCGGGCAGGCAUACGUUUCCUGGACAUCCGCGUACGGCACGUGAACGGCAACCUCACCAUCCACCAUGGCAUCUCCUACCAGUGGGCGCACUUCGGCGACGUCAUGAAGGGCGUGGCAGAUUUCCUGUCCGAAUGGCCCAGCGAGACGGUGCUGAUGAGACUGCGGGAGGAGCUGAGCGAGACGGGCGAUAUCUAUGGCGCGGUGGUGCGAUACAUCAAUGAGUACGCCAGCUGGGACCUGUUGUGGCACAGCCGCCUGGUGCCCACAAUGGGUGAGGCCAGGGGCAAACUGAUCGUCCUGCAGGAAUUCUCUGGGCCUGACCUGGGCAUGCGCUACCGGUCUCUGGACAUCGCAGACGACUGGCAGGUGCCAUCUCUUCAGACUGAACAUGUCGAUCAGAAGUGGUCAAGCAUCCACACUCACCUCGAGGCAGCGGAGGUUGGCAGCAAAGACCGCAUCUUCCUCACGUACUCCAGUGGAGCGAGCAUCCUUGCACACCCCAACUCCCUUGCCAAGCGUAUUAACCCUCGUCUGUACGACUACCUGAUCGAACGCGCCAACCAGAAGAGGCGUUACGGUAUCAUCACCAUGGACUUCCCAGCUGCUCCGCUUGUGAAACUCAUCAUUGGCUUUAACUCCCCAGGGGAAUAUAGCUCAAACACAUUUCCCUUACCACGCACCAUGUCACCCUCAGUCAAUAUUUUUCUGUAAACCCCCAAAAGCGAUAAGCACUGGAUGCGGAUAGGAGUCUAUUAAAAAAAAAAAAAAAAGUUCUGGCACUUCCUUAGUUGAUGCAUAACUCUUGCAUUAUUCAAAUUUGCAAUGCAAAUUUUACCAUUAAUCCUUUUUUUUCCCUUGCACAAAUGUAUUCCUUUGUACAAAAGAAUGCUUAAUAUUUUUUGAAAUAUUUCAAUGAACACAGACAUUUUGGAGCUUUUGACAAAUCAAACCCCUAAGAUCUGAUUUGUGUCAAUGGAUAUUAGACCUGACACCAAACAGCAGUCUACUUCAGUCACACCAUUCCAUGCUGGGAGUCCAGUUUAACAAUUUGAGUUUAUUUUUGUUGAAACAGUUACUUAACUCUCAUCUGGGUUUUACAUAAUUGUUCCCACACAGAUACCAUGCUUUCACUGCCUGCUGUCUGCUUUCCCAUAUUUACACCACAUGCCACGUUAGUGUCCCUUAGCUUACUUCAAAAUUACAUCUGCUAAGUCAUUUUAUAGUUACAUACUCAUUUUCCUUCAUUAUAUGUUUGGGUUGUAGUUGCUGACAUUUUCAUUUAGAGAUAAAUGUACAGUCAGUCUUUAAACUGUAGACUGACUCAAAAUGAAUAUUCCCUUCGUUUAAAAAGUUGGGAUAGACGACAGAUAGAUGGCAGUCUUUUGGUGUUAACUGAAGUAUUUUAGCUUCAGUACUUACCUUCAGUAACUCUGACAUCCAAAGUUAGAGGACUAAGGCUGUUUGUGUUUAUCUCAUUUACUACAUUUCACUGUCUACAGAGGGAUAACAGUGUCCUCAUCAUUUUUAACUGUUGCUUUUGCCUACAAAACAAGACAGUGAGUUUGAAACUAACAUGCAGGAUUCAUUCACGACUCCGAGACAUACACUAUUUGAAGUCUUUGUAUGCGAUAGGAUGAUUCAAAUCAAGCUACGCAGAACCGUCAGGAGACAUAUGAAAAAGGCUGAAUCAGUGGAACACCACAUCAAGCACUUGAUAUCAAUGUGAGACUGAAAAACGCUCAUGAUUACACACAAGGGUAACUGAAGGAUGAAUAGGAAGAUGUGUACAGUAUACACGGGGAGAAUGAUUAUACAAAUAAAAUUGAGAAGUUGAAUUGUUAACCCCAAAGAAGGU